Molecule: messenger RNA, 921 nt
Organism: Monoraphidium neglectum
Lineage: Eukaryota; Viridiplantae; Chlorophyta; Chlorophyceae; Sphaeropleales; Selenastraceae
Product: glycosyl hydrolase family 88
Exons: 3
Biological process (GO): carbohydrate metabolic process
Source: RefSeq, a predicted model, not a curated record
AUGACAGGCGUCGCUGCGCUGCACCGCGCCACUGGGGACCCCUCGCUGCGCGAGUAUAUGCGGUCUUUCGGCGAGCGCUACCACUGGGACUUUUGCAACUCAGACGCUGGAAACCCCGACAACCAGAUCUGCGCGGCCUCCUAUGCGGACCUGUACCUUACCUCCCCGCCGUCCGAGCGCAACGCCGCGUGGCUGGCCCCGACGAUCGCGCACUAUGAAGCAGAGAUGGCCGCCCGGCCGCCCUACGACGCCGACCGCUGGCGCUGGGUCGACACGCUUUUCAUGGGCAUGAGCGUGUACGCGCGAAUCGCGAACAUCACCGGCGACCCGCGGUACGCGCAGCAGGCCUUCAAGAACUUUGACUUUGCGGCGGGAAGCCAGGGCUACCAGUUCUGGUCGCAGCGCGACUCCCUCUUCUACCGGGACCCCCCAAAGUGGGGCCAGGCGUACGUGCCUGAAGGCGUCUACUGGAGUCGAGGCAACGGCUGGGCCAUGGGGGCGCUCGUGACCGCGCUGCAGUUUUCGGGCCCGGCCGACCCCCACCGCGCGGUUUACGAGGGCGUCUUCAAGCGCCAGGCGGCGCGCCUGCUGCGGCUGCAGGGCGCGCGCGGCUGCUGGCCGGUCUCGCUGACGCGGCCCGAGGCGGACCCCGCGCCCGAGACGACGGGCACGGCGCUGUUCGCUUACGGCAUGGCCUGGGGCGUGCGCGCAGGGGUGCUGGAUGCGGCGGAGUACGGCCCCGCGCUGGAGCGCGCGUGGGGCUGCCUGUCGGGCACGUCGCUGCAGCAAAGCGGCCUCGUGGGUUACUGCCAGCCGGUUGGGGACCGGCCGGGGGGCGGCGGCGGCGCCAACGCGACAAGCAGCUUCUGCGUGGGUCAGUUCCUCUUAGCGGCGUCCGCUCUGGCGCAGAUCGCCCCACAG